Molecule: messenger RNA, 399 nt
Organism: Heterostelium album PN500
Lineage: Eukaryota; Evosea; Eumycetozoa; Acytosteliales; Acytosteliaceae
Product: F-box protein
Exons: 1
Coding region: 1-399 (132 amino acids)
Molecular function (GO): protein binding
Source: RefSeq, a predicted model, not a curated record
AUGGGUAUCAUUCAUAAUAAAACACUUGGUUAUUUCAUAAAUAGUAGUAGUAGUAAUAGUAGUAACAAACAUAAUAAUAAUAGUAAUCAACAUUAUCAUCAUCAUCAUCAUCAUCAUCAUAACAAUACAGGCUGUAUCAUCAACGCUAUAAACAAUAGUCAAUCUAUACUCUUAACACUUCCGCGCAUACUUAUCUUCACUAUCACAUCGUAUCUAAGUACCAUUGACAAACUAUGCUUUGCUCUCACCUGUAAGCAAUGGUUCCAAUUCCGCAGAAAGAUCCUGCAGAAUCUAUCAAAGAUCAAAAUCACACACAUACCCAUAACCAACACCAAAUUCCAAUUGACAGACACACCCGAACACAAAGGAAUAACAAAGACAAUCGAUGGUAAGUGUUAA